UCCCCAGUGCGCAUGUGCGUCACCCCACACGUGCGGUGAACGUUUGGAGUUGGUGAAUGCGACAGAGCUUAGAGAGUUCGUAGCGCUGCAAAACUAUUACUACUUACAUAAAACACAUAUUGCGUCUUGUUGCCCUUUCUAACCCAGGUGAAAGAAAAUAGUCCUCCGUGAAGCAUUUCGCCGAGAGGGCCGGAAUACCAGAAAAAAAACUAUUCACAAUGACUGAAGCUCAAGUGAACCCAAAGGCCUACCCAUUAGCCGACGCCACGCUCACCAAAACCAUCCUGGACCUGGUGCAGCAAGCCUCAAACUACAAACAGCUGAGGAAGGGAGCCAACGAAGCCACUAAAACCCUGAACAGAGGCAUCGCUGAGUUUAUUGUGAUGGCUGCUGAUGCUGAACCACUGGAGAUUAUCCUCCACCUGCCACUGCUCUGUGAGGACAAGAACGUCCCGUACGUGUUCGUCCGGUCCAAGCAGGCCCUGGGGCGGGCCUGUGGGGUGUCACGCCCCGUCAUCGCUACCUCAGUCACCAUAAAGGAGGGGUCUCAGCUCAAACCGCAGAUUCAGUCUGUUCAAAUGGCUAUUGAGAGACUUCUUGUGUGAAUUGUUUUUUUUUGGGUUUUUUUGCACUGACAAAAGUCUCCUUGAAAAAAAGGAGACAAAUUCCAGAUUGAAAAUAAUCUUGUCUCCUGUUUUAUUAAAAAAAACAGCAUGAUGUUUCAAUUUCUUUUCUUUUUAGGACAGUGCGUCCAUUUCAGUGUAUUGGUGUGUCAUGGCAUCACCUGAUUCAUAAUUAAACAUUUUUUUAUUUAAA
Messenger RNA from Siniperca chuatsi (mandarin fish), 816 nucleotides. Its product is annotated as NHP2-like protein 1. The transcript has 3 exons. Gene Ontology annotation, cellular component: nucleolus; precatalytic spliceosome; box C/D methylation guide snoRNP complex. Bases 219 to 605 code for a protein of 128 amino acids. NCBI's taxonomy places the organism in Eukaryota, Metazoa, Chordata, Actinopteri, Centrarchiformes, Sinipercidae. Gene Ontology annotation, molecular function: RNA binding. Gene Ontology annotation, biological process: mRNA splicing, via spliceosome; ribosome biogenesis; maturation of SSU-rRNA. The record is from RefSeq and is a predicted model, not a curated record.